AUGUGUGAAGAAAAUGCUCUUCAAUGUAAACUAGCACAUUGGGUUUUAAUUAACUGUGUCCCUCUUAAUGUAGCUACUAAAUUACUUAAAAUUCUAAGUGAAUGUAAUCCAUCUGAUGUGAUUAAAAUUCCUAAAGAUGCGAGAACUCUUAUGAAAACCCCUCAAAUACCACUUGUGACAAGAGUUGUUGGUGACUUUGGAGAGUAUAUUCAUUUUGGCUUGGAGGACAGUUUGCAUAAAUCAUGGUUAAAAUAUAACGAUGGAUUGUUAAAAAAUGUAAAUAAUUGCAAUGUACUUAUUAAUUUUGAUGGGGUGCCAGUAAAUAAGGGAAAUUAUGGAUGUCUCUGGCCAAUAUCGUGCUGUGUUGUUCAAAUAAAAUCUGACUCUUUUAUUAUGGUAGUAAAGAACCUAACGAUACUAAUAGUUAUCUAA
Messenger RNA from Macrosiphum euphorbiae (potato aphid), 432 nucleotides. The record is from the annotation of a GenBank genome assembly. NCBI's taxonomy places the organism in Eukaryota, Metazoa, Arthropoda, Insecta, Hemiptera, Aphididae.